This is a messenger RNA of Anopheles cruzii, 954 nucleotides long. RefSeq lists its product as uncharacterized. The transcript has 2 exons. NCBI's taxonomy places the organism in Eukaryota, Metazoa, Arthropoda, Insecta, Diptera, Culicidae. The record is from RefSeq and is a predicted model, not a curated record. The coding region runs from base 1 to 954 and encodes 317 amino acids.
AUGAAGCUGAGUGUAGUGACUUUGGUGUGUGUGCUGUGCCUGGCGCUCCAGGUCAGCCACGCAGCUCCAGUGGCGGAAGCGUCCGGUGAUGCCGUUGCCACGCUGCCGGAACUUACACGCCCAGCGGAGAACCUGAAGGCGGUGGCAGAGGCUGACGCCGGCCAGCCGGAGGAUGGCCAGGCCAACGCGGCCCCGGCUUCGCUUACGUCGGGCGCCACGGACCAGGCGGAGGAUCUUAGUGAGCGGGCGGAGGGUGGCGUCAGCAACUACGUGCAGGAGGACAGCGUCGACGGUGCGGACGCCGCGGAAGGUAGCGAACUUACGUCGAACGUUCGCGUCAAACGCUCAGUGGCAUGUACCGAACUCGUAGGCGAAGACGGCGUCAAGCGGACGGUUUGCGAGCAGGACCAGGAUGCCGAGAGCAGCGACGCCAGCGCCAGCGAGGUGGCCUUCGAGCCGUCUCCGAACCUUCGAUCGUACGGCGGAGGGCACGAAGGUGGCCACGGUCAUGAGCAUAAGGGAUACGGCCAUGAGCAUAAGGGUUACGGCCAUCACGAGCAUAAGGGAUACGGUCAUGAGCACAAGGGUUACGGCCAUCACGAGCACAAGGGUUACGGACACGAAAUGAAAGGAUACGGUCAUGGACACGAAGCGCAUGGCUAUGGACACGAAGCCCACGGACACGGGCACGACGGCGGAUACGGGCACAAGAAGACGUACCGUUCGGCCAACUACGACCAUCCCGCGCCAGUCGCCCACGGAGGAUACGGUGGCCAUGCCGAGCCAGUGAAGUGCGGCGCCAACUUGCUGUUCGGAUGCUCCCCGUCAGUGACGAAGGUACCUUGCCACCCAGUGCACGAAGGAUACGGACACGGCGGCUACGGUGACCACGGAGCGGCCUCGGAGCUGUCGUACCGCUUCGCCGCCCCAGAGCCCGUUCAGCAGGACGAGUAG